Girardinichthys multiradiatus is the source of this 1145-nucleotide messenger RNA. Its product is annotated as trace amine-associated receptor 13c-like. NCBI's taxonomy places the organism in Eukaryota, Metazoa, Chordata, Actinopteri, Cyprinodontiformes, Goodeidae. Gene Ontology annotation, molecular function: trace-amine receptor activity. The transcript has 2 exons. The coding region runs from base 1 to 978 and encodes 325 amino acids. Gene Ontology annotation, biological process: G protein-coupled receptor signaling pathway. Gene Ontology annotation, cellular component: membrane. The record is from RefSeq and is a predicted model, not a curated record.
AUGGCAACACAGGAAGAGGCUGAACUCUGUUUUCCAAAACUUAACAGCUCCUGCAGGAAGCCAACACUUCAUUGGUCUAAAGCUGUGCUCCUGAACACAGUGCUGUCCUUUAUCUGUCUGGCCACUGUAUUUCUCAACCUGCUCAUCAUCAUUUCAAUCUCCCAGUUCAGGAAGCUUCACACCACCACUAACAUCCUCCUCCUUUCGUUGGCUGUGUCAGAUUUCCUUGUGGGUCUCCUGUUGAUGCCUGGGGAAAUCUUAAGAAGCACAACAUGCUGGUUUCUUGGAGAUGUCAUAUGUUCUCUCUCUUUUUUAUUCGGCUGUCAAAUUGUCUGUGGUUCUAUUGGAAACAUUGUUCUCAUAUCAGUUGACCGUUAUGUGGCUAUUUGUCACCCUUUACAUUAUGCCACUAGGAUCACCUUAGGAAGAGUCAAGUGCUGUAUUUGUCUAUGUUGGCUUGGUGUAGGUUUUUACAGCAUUUAUUAUGUGAAGGAUGAUCUUAUUCAACCAGGCAGAGGCAAAUCCUGCUUUGGAGAGUGUACAUUUAUAUUAAGCUAUCUGACUGGAACUAUUGACCUAAUUUUGACUUUUAUAAUUCCAGUUUCAAUUAUCAUCCUUUUGUACAUGAGAGUAUUUGUGGUGGCUGUGUCUCAGGCUCGUUCCAUGCGCUCUCACAUUACAGCUGUCACACUUCAUUGUUCAGCAACAAAAAGAUCAGAGUUAAAAGCAGCCAGGACUCUGGGUGUUCUCAUUGUUGUAUAUCUAACAUGUUACUGCCCAUAUUAUACUUACUCCCUUAUUGGGACAAAUGUGACAAGCACUGAAUAUGCAUCAUUUUUUAUAUUUCUCUUUUAUUUUAACUCCUGUCUAAACCCUGUCAUAUAUGCCCUGUUCUACCCCUGGUUCAGAAAAGCUAUUAAGGUCAUUGUCACGCUUCAGAUACUGCAGCCUGGCUCCUGUGAUGCAAAUAUACUGUAGAGACACUUCAAUCACUCUUCUUAGAUCUCUUGAAGUAAACUUGAUGUACGCAAAUGACGCAAAAUAGGACAUUCAUUUCUAAAUGAAAAUUGUCUUUGAUUGUCUUUAAUCAAAAGCAAUGAAGUUUAAAAAUAGAUUUACAUAAUAUUUCUAAUUUUUAUAGCUUA